AUGUCCAUCAAUAGACGUUUUCUCGCAGCUGCUCUGUUAGAUCGACCACCUUCAUUACAAUGGCCUUCUGCUGUCCCUCUCUCCCCUCGUCGAGCCGAUCAACCCAAUCAACCAUUAUCCGACCCAUCAGACCCGUCUGUCCACAAGAAAGAAAUACAGGUGGAUGUGUCCGAUUGGGGUAUACCUGAACAUCUUCUUUCUCCCGACGCUCCUAUCUCUUCUCAAAUCCCUCAACAACAAAUUCCAGAUUUUCGUACUUCACUCGAACAGAAUGUUGGUGAUGAACGUCAACAUGGAGGUAUCAAGAUUGAUCAAAAAGCCCAACGACCUCAACCACAAUUACGCAUGAUGAAAAAUUCCAUGCGUCUACAACAUAUACCAGGAGGUAAAGCCACACCUAUCUUAUCACCAUUUGAAAGGAAUUCAAUUCAUUUAGAUCAACUCCCAACAUCAUACGAUACGUCUACUCUGGAACAUGAAGAAAUCAUUCAUGAAACACCGGAAGAUUUCGUUUCUUCAGCAUUGGAUAAAGCUGCUAGGGUACGUCUAAUGGCAGAGAAUGGAGGUGUUCCAUUACCUACUUCCCCGACUGGUACUAUGGAAAGAUUAAGACCUACAAGUAGGUUAUCGAUGAAUUAUACGGAUCCUCAUCCUCUCAUGAUUCCUUUACCUGAAUCACCAAUGUCACAAAUGAGACCAUUAUCUUCUAUGAGUAGGAAUUUCAGUCCUACUUUUCAUCGUGAAGAAGAAAGAGAACAAGUGGAAGAGAAUCCUUUUGCUAUACCUGCUCCACCAUUGGAAUUAGGAUCAAGGUUUGAUCCGAAAGUUUUAGCUGCUCAGAGGAGAUCAAGUACUUCAAUGUCGAAUCAUUCUUCUACUCCUAUUCCUUUCCCAUCAACUUCAACUCAACAGUAUGAUAACAGAUCUUCUAUGGACCUCAAUAAGAUGUCGAACAUCCCCCAAGAUGUGAUCUCACAACAGACAGGUAUCUUUUCACCAGAAGAAGAAGAAAGAAGAUUGCUUGAUAUGCUUAGACAGAGUAAGAAUUUCGAUGAUAUUCCAACUGCUGAAGAAUAUGGUAAACCUUUAAAACCAUCACGUUAUUCAUCCAUGCCGAAAUUCCCAACUCGACACAGUUUGUUAAGACCGAAAACUCUCAUUUUGCCCGCCCCGUUGAGAGGAAGUGAACCACCACCAAAAGUUGAAAAAGUGCCAGAAGGUUGGACUUUGGGGGAAAAACCUUUACCUGCUCAAGCAAGGAGUAGUAUAUUGUUGGGUAUCGAACAUGGUGGAUGGGGGAAGAAGGAGAUUAGACAGAGUAUGAAUCUUGAGCCUUUGUUUGAUCUCUCCAGACCUAUGAGCGUUGGAGGUGAGGGGAUCGAAGGGGAUCAAGUUGACGGUGUUGGGGAAAUGAGAGAGGGAGGAAUGGAAGAAUGGGAAGGACCUAGAAAGGCGGGGAAACUAUAUGGAACAAGCUUGAUGGACCAACUGGAAGCUCGGAAACAAGCCAUCAAGGGUAAACAAAGAGUUUUCACGGGCGAUUCCAGACCAUCGAUGAUGUCCCGACCUUCCCUUCCCUCACCUCAGUCCGCCAUCCCCUCCCCUUCUUCCCCCAAUCACCCUCCCGGAGAUCGACGCGACUCUCUUCGUCCCUUGUUACAAUUCGAUUCUAAUCCCAACCUACGAUCUUCGUAUGUAGACCCCGGAGAUAAUCGCAAUUCCCUCCUAGACCCAGGUCAACGUAUCCCAAAAUCACGUAGUGUAUUUGGUGUGGAUCAGAUAUGGGAGAAAGAAAUGGCCAAAUUGAAGAUUAUGCAAGAAGAAGAGAAAGGGAGAGAGGAAGCUGAGAAAGCUCGUAUGGCGGCUUUGGAGUUGAAACGUGUGGAAGGGAAACGAUCAAAUUCUCAGAUGAAUAUCACACCGUCGAAGAAUGAGAUGUUGGUUCCCAUGGAUGAUCUGUUGAACGAACAACAAGACCGUACAUCGCUUCUUGAACCGCUUCCAGCUGAAGAAGACAAUACUCCGGGUCCGAAUGCCGGACUCGUUGGACCAAACGAAUCAAACCUUGAACACUCCCCUCUCGAUUUGAAGAUCCAAACUGGAGGUUUAGUUGAUGCAUCUUUCGAUGAAGGGGACGGAGCCGAGGAAGAUAAAGAAGACGAAAGUGAUGAUGAUGAAGAAGACGUUCCUUUAUCGAAAAUCACGCCUAGGAAAGUACAGGUAGAAGAGGAUAGUUCGGAAGACGGUGAUAUUCCUUUGUCCAGGUUCAAAUCACCUACAAAGUCUCCUAUCGGUCAUGGACAAUACAUUGGUGAUCAAUCGAAUUCUCUCAGUCCAUCAAAAGGGCAAUGUUUUAACCUACCCAACUCGCAAUCGUUUACACUUCCCACUGGUCAACUCGAUACACCCACAGUACAAGGAGAAGACGGAGAAGACGAUGACGUCCCUCUUUUAUUACGAAAACACGUGUUGAAGUCUUGUCAGGAAGAUGAUGAUAUACCAUUAGGGAUCAAACGUUUGUCUAACAUGUCUCCUCAGGUGUUUCCUCAUUUUGGUCAUUCUGGAAUGGCAGGUAUGUCAGCUAUGUCGGGUAUGCCGGGACAUAUGCCUGUUAUGGGGUACUCUGGGAUACCGAUGAUGGGUAUGCCGAUACCUAUGAUGCCUGGGAUGGGCAUGGGUGUGGGGAUGGGGAUGCCUGGGAUGAGUAUGGCGGGAGGGAUGCCGGGAAUGAACAUGAACAUGGACAUUGGCGUAGGAGGGAUGCCAAUGGUCGGGGUGGGUACACCAGGGCAAGCUGAGAAAGCUAUAGAUGAAUGGAGGAAAGAAGUUGCCGUUUCACCACCUAGCGUGGCUGGUUCGUACAGACUCACAGGAGAUCCUAAAUGGCAAGAUAGAGGAUGGUCAAUGUUUUGUAAUUGGAUGAAAACUGCUAAAGUCAACGGGGGCGUUUCGUCAGUGGCAGAUGUGACUCAAUUGCCUGUGACACAUACGGAUAACAUGGAAAGUUUUGCUCUUGCAGAGACGUUCAAAUAUCAUUUCCUCUUACAAUCCGACCCGGACGUUCUAUCUCUAGACGAUUACGUACUAAAUACCGAAGCUCAUCCAUUUAUAGCCACUUCUUCCCUCUCUCCAGGUUCACAAAACUUAUGGGACCCAUCCACCGUUUCCGACCAACAAAUAGGUAUCAGAGCUCAAGGUACAGAUGCACAAAAAUGGACAAGAUUUGGAUGGUUGAAAAAUUCCAAAGCUCCUUAUCUCCUAGAAUCAGAAACACGAGAUUCUGAUCCAGGUACUGAUGAAGGGUUUCAAGCUGUAGGAGGGAAAGGUAGAGGAGCAAUGGGAGGUAAAGGUAUGGGUUCAGGAGGUGGUGAUCCUAAUUAUAGACCGAAACCUCCGAUCGUACCGGGUAGAAUAUGGAAUGAGUAG
Messenger RNA from Tremella mesenterica DSM 1558, 3426 nucleotides. RefSeq lists its product as uncharacterized. The record is from RefSeq and is a predicted model, not a curated record. The transcript has 7 exons. Gene Ontology annotation, cellular component: Golgi membrane; endoplasmic reticulum. The coding region runs from base 1 to 3426 and encodes 1141 amino acids. NCBI's taxonomy places the organism in Eukaryota, Fungi, Basidiomycota, Tremellomycetes, Tremellales, Tremellaceae. Gene Ontology annotation, molecular function: calcium ion binding; mannosyl-oligosaccharide 1,2-alpha-mannosidase activity. Gene Ontology annotation, biological process: carbohydrate metabolic process; N-glycan processing.